UUUGCUUGCUUGAUACCUAAUUAUUUCCCCUUUUCCCUUAUUGUGUUUAUUUAUCUAUUUAUUUAUCUUCCCUUUUGUCUGUAGAUAAUUGGUUGGCAUUUGUUAUUCUUAUGUAUCAUAGAACAACUGUUAAUACCACCACAACCACACCACCACCAAUUAUCAAUCACUACCACUUCCCCUACAAUUAUCAUCAUCAUCAUCUUCUUCUUCUUCUUCUUCUUCUUCUUCUUCUUCUUCUUCUUCUCCAACCCGCUGAUAAAACCCUAAAACACACAUUUCAUCCAUCCACGUGGAAAGUGGCGAUAACACAAUGACAAUCCCUGUUAAAAGUGGAUAACUAUCUACUACCCACAACCAGUCCGAAUCAAAUCGGUCCGA
Aspergillus heteromorphus CBS 117.55 is the source of this 381-nucleotide messenger RNA. RefSeq lists its product as uncharacterized. Lineage: Eukaryota; Fungi; Ascomycota; Eurotiomycetes; Eurotiales; Aspergillaceae. The record is from RefSeq and is a predicted model, not a curated record. Bases 111 to 317 code for a protein of 68 amino acids. The transcript has 2 exons.